CACUCUCCUACAUUCUCCUUCCCUGUGUCAGUACUGGGAUCAUUUUUUUUUUCCUUCCUCUACUCCCUCCCUCUGCCUGCCCCUCCCUCCCUGUCUCCCUUCCCUCCCUCCCUCCCCUCUCGACUGGGUCGGUCCGCUGAGGUGCCGGAUCCCCCUCACGGCUGGGACGCGCCGAACUCCCAGCAGGAGUCCGCUCUUUGGAGCCUGGUCCCUCCCUUCCCCUUCCCUGCCCCCUUCCCCCACCCCCGACGCGGGCUCCGCGCGGCGGCGAGAGGAACCCCGAGCAGCUGGCCCCGGUCCCUGAGCUGGAGGAAUGGAGAACUCCUCAGCAGCUUCGGCCUCUUCUGAGGCAGGAAGCAGCCGCUCCCAGGAGAUCGAGGAGCUGGAGCGCUUCAUUGACAGCUACGUGCUGGAGUACCAAGUGCAGGGGCUGCUGACCGACAAGACGGAGGGUGACGGCGAGAGCCAGAGGACACAGUCCCAUAUCUCCCAGUGGACGGCGGACUGCAGAGAGCAGCUGGAUGGUGGCUGUUCCUUCUCCAGAGGGCGAGCCCCGCCGCAGCAGAAUGGCAACAAGGACAACUCCCUGGACAUGCUGGGCACAGAUAUCUGGGCCGCCAAUACCUUUGAUUCCUUCAGUGGUGCCACCUGGGACCUGCAGCCUGAAAAGCUGGACUUCACCCAGUUCCAUCGGAAGGUCCGCCACACACCCAAGCAGCCCCUGCCACACAUCGACAGAGAAGGGUGUGGAAAGGGAAAGCUGGAAGAUGGAGACGGUAUCAGCCUGAAUGACAUUGAGAAGGUCCUCCCGACCUGGCAGGGCUACCAUCCGAUGCCCCACGAAGCAGAGAUUGCACAUACCAAGAAGUUGUUCCGAAGGAGGAGAAAUGACCGAAGACGGCAGCAAAGACCUCCAGGAGGGAACAAGCCCCAACAGCAUGGUGACCAUCAGCCAGGCAGUGCCAAACACAACAGGGACCACCAGAAAUCUUACCAGGGGGGCUCAGGGCCCCACCCCUCAGGGAGGCCCACGCACCAUGGCUACAGCCAGAACCGACGCUGGCAUCACGGCAACAUGAAACAUCCACCGGGAGACAAGGGAGAAGUGGGCAGCCACCGCAACGCCAAAGAGACCGUGACCGUUGAGAACCCCAAACUUGAAGACGGCCCAGGGGACACCGGACACAGUGGCCUUGAGCCCCCCUGCAGCCCUGACACUCUGACCCCAGCAGCUUCUGAGAGACCAACCCCUCAGCCGCCAGGGGGGCCGGAGGCUGAGAUAAAGCAUAAAGACACUGUUCUUCCCGAACGUCUCGGGGAACGGCCCAAAAUCACCCUGCUCCAGUCUUCCAAAGACAGGCUGAGGCGAAGGCUGAAGGAAAAGGUACUGGACAUCCCGAAUCCCACUGAGACUUCAGCUCCACUGAGGUGUGUUUUAUGUGUCCCCCAUGUCCCCCAGGACGAAGUGGCAGUAGAGACAAGCAGCCCUCAGCCAAGCAAGAUGGACAGGCUGAUGGAAAUCCUGAACAGCAUGAGAAAUAACAGCAGCGACGUGGACGCCAAGCUCACCUCCUUCAUGGAGGAGGCGCAGAACUCCACCAACUCUGAGGAGAUGCUGGGGGAGAUCGUGCGGACCAUCUACCAGAAGGCCGUGUCAGACCGCAGCUUUGCCUUCACAGCUGCCAAGCUCUGCGACAAGAUGGCCCUCUUCAUGGUCGAGGGGACCAAGUUCCGGAGCCUGCUCCUCAACAUGCUCCAGAAGGACUUCACUGUGCGGGAGGAACUGCAGCAACAGGAUGUGGAGCGCUGGCUGGGCUUCAUCACCUUCCUGUGUGAGGUGUUCGGCACCAUGCGGAGCAGCACUGGCGAGCCCUUCCGAGUGCUGGUGUGCCCCAUCUACACGUGCCUCCGGGAGCUCUUGCAGUCACAGGAUGUGAAGGAAGACGCAGUCCUCUGCUGUUCUAUGGAGCUACAAAGCACAGGCCGGCUGCUAGAGGAACAGCUGCCAGAGAUGAUGACGGAGCUCCUAGCCAGCGCAAGAGAUAAGAUGCUGUGCCCCUCGGAGUCCAUGCUAACCAGGUCCCUGCUCCUGGAGGUCAUCGAGCUCCACGCCAACAGCUGGAACCCUCUGACACCCCCCAUCACGCAGUACUACAACAGGACCAUCCAGAAACUGACAGCCUGACAGCCCAGCUGAGGGGGCCUGGCGGGCAGCCCGUGGGCAGCUGGGGCCCUGGUGCACAGGGCCAGAUGGACAGGCGCAAGGACAGGGGUGGCCCUGGCGGGAAAGAGAACUGAGCAGGGAGGCAGGUAGCCACGGUGGCCAGUCUGGAGCCAGCGGAGGAGGAGGAGAUUGGAUCCCUCAGAAGGGCUCCCCAUGCAGCCCACCCCCCACCCCCCAAGCCUGCGCAUGUGGCAGCUCACACCAAGGGAAAGCAUGUCUCUUUGUCCUGGUGGUCACCCGCCCUUGCUCUCUUCUCCUCGGCUCCAGUCCUCCCCACCCCCUACCUUGCAGCCCAUUCCC
This is a messenger RNA of Mus caroli (Ryukyu mouse), 2524 nucleotides long. RefSeq names its product cap binding complex dependent translation initiation factor (gene Ctif). Gene Ontology annotation, molecular function: protein binding; translation activator activity; RNA binding. Gene Ontology annotation, cellular component: cytosol. The record is from RefSeq and is a predicted model, not a curated record. Lineage: Eukaryota; Metazoa; Chordata; Mammalia; Rodentia; Muridae. Gene Ontology annotation, biological process: regulation of translational initiation.